AAUUCAUUAAAACUUGGUUAUAUAUACACUGCCAAUGGUCACUAGAGACGAGAAACAUGAUACAUUACUAUUUACACCAGCUACCGCUGUUAGAUACGCCCUUGAUAUUGCAAGGGGAAUGAACUAUCUACAUGAGAUCAAAGGAGACCCUAUCAUCCACCGAGAUCUUGAACCUUCAAACAUACUGCGGGAUGAUACAGGGCAUCUGAAAGUUGCAGACUUUGCAGUAAGCAAGCUUGUUACUGUUAAAGAAGACAAGCCUUUGACAUUUCUAGACACUUCUUGUCGAUAUAUUGCUCCCGAGGUUUUCACCAGCGAUGAAUACGACACCAAGGCUGAUGUUUUCUCCUUUGCAUUGAUAGUUCAAGAGAUGAUCGAAGGAAGAAUACCCUUUGCGGAAAAGGAAGACAGUGAAGCUUCAGAAGCUUAUGCAUGCAAAGAGCGUCCAUCUUUCAAAGCUCCAUCUAAGCAUUACCCUCAUGGACUUAAAUCGUUGAUAGAAGAAUGCUGGUUAGAUAAACCGGCCAAGCGACCGACUUUCAGAGCGAUCAUUAAACGGCUUGAGUCCAUUCUUCACCAUAUGGGCCACAAGCGACAAUGGAGGAUAAAGCCAUUGACAUGCUUUCAGAAGUUCGAGCACAAGAAGAAACAUAAUUGGGAUGUUAGCAGCGCUGAUGGCUCAUCCUCGGGUUCACAUUUGUGAUUCUUUAACCGGUUAUUCUUUCCGGUUUAAUUUGGCUUUCCGGUUUUACUUUGUAAUGUUGUUUUAGUUUGAAGAAAGUAUUCGUGUGGUCGUGGACAGAAGUUGCAUUUUAUUUUAGUAUAAAGGUGUAACGAGUCUUCAGAUUUUGGAAGCUGUAUAAUACAUGUCUAACGAAUUAUAAGGAAUUUGUUUCAAUCGAGUUUUUUCUCUAAAUGUUUUUAAUUUCUUCGAGUUUGAUUCGUGUUUGUUCACGACAAUGUCUUAAGUAAUCUUCGACUUUUAGUUUCUAUCAAACUGCUGGUGGUUCGUGGAAAAGACAAGAGGACUCUGUUUCUCCUAAGAUACAUUUUUCCAAGCUUUAAUAAACAAUUUUCGGAGGGAAAGAAAUGGAAGGAGACAUGGAUAACAACAUCAUACUUCAGCCCAACUUAUAAAGUUCAUAAGCAGGUUCGUAAUAGAUCUCUUUAGUUCGGGCCAGAGGAGAAAGAAGACUUGACCAAACUAAGCAAGUUUGGUUUCUUUCAUGAGAGUAACGGCGCUUUCUGUUUGUUUUCUUGCUUUAAAAGAGUCAUUUACAGACUUUUUAAAUGAGUCAUUUUAACAUUCUUUAAAAAAGAGGUGAUAUGUCAAAUGAAUAGUAAUUAAAAAGGUAAUUUUAUGGUAAAAAGGUAAUUUUAUUGUAAAAAAUAUAAAUUUGAUUAAUGUUGUGAAUAAUAUAGUUUAGUGGAAACAAAUUCAAAAUAAAAAUAACUAAAUGAAAUAUUAUUCGUCAUUUUUAACGAUCGGGCAUACGAGGAACACCCGUUGAACCUUCAACCAAUCUAAAGAAAAAAAUGUAAUCAUUUCUCAAAAUAUGCAGUUUUGUGCAUGACAGUUUAAUGGAAUCCUGCUCAAAGCAGGCCGUGUAAUUUUCAGGCCAACAAGCAAAAAACAAAAAAAAAAUUAAAAAAUUUAUUAAUUAUCCUCUAGACAUUAUUUAAGAAUUAAUUUGCCAUGUAUCAUCACCACAUUCAUUUUGAAAGAAAAAUAAUAACAUAGUAUAAAAUAUGACAUGGCUCUCACCUUAUUAUGACAUGUACAAUGUCAUUUAUAAAGUUUACUUUUUUGGUAAUCAUGUCAUUUAUGAAUUUUACAUUUUUGGUAAGAUUCUUAAAAUAUAUGAAUAACUUAUUUGUAUUAUCAUUACUAAUUUUUUAAUUGAUAACAUGUUAAAUAUAAAAAGAGUUUCACAUCAACAUUAUAGUUUAAAGAUUUAAAUAAUUGUAGAUAAUUAUACUUCUAUCAUAAAUAAUUAAUUUUUGAGUUGUAGUUUAAUUCUAUGCAAAAACAACUAAUCAUGUUUCCAAAUUAUUAAUUGUUUUUCAUGUAUAAUCGACAUAAAAUAUGUUCACUCAGCGAAUGUGAUUCGAUUCACUGAAUUAAUUAGUAAAUUAGUUGUUAUUACUAUAAUUUUAGUUUAACUAAAAUAAUUAAUAAAUAAUUUACUUUAUUAUAAACUUAACUAAUCCCGAAAAUAUAAAUUAACAUUUUUUAAACUAAAUAAAAAUAUUAAAAUAAUUAUUUUUAUUUUUUAUUAUUUUUUACUGAGAAAACAAAAAUCUAAAAUAUUACCACUAUAUAUUAAAUUUAAAAUAUAAUAAUAAAAUAUAAUUUUUAAAUUAUUAUUACUGCACAAUGCACAUGAUACAGAAAACCACAUAGUUUACAUGAAAAAUACAGAACACUCUCUGGUAUUCAAACUAAAUAGCUUAUGAGCACCUAAAAUGGAAUAAAAUAGUUUAGUUAUAGACAUUUAAUCCUAAAAAUUGGUCUCUGUACCAUAUCAAAUGUAUUCUUAUAUUUUCUAAUUUUUAUUGUAUUCAUCUAAUUUAAUUUUUUAAAACAUUUAAAUAUAAUUUAAUACUGAUAUUUUUAUUUAUAAAAGUUAUAAACUUAUUAAUUACUA
Molecule: messenger RNA, 2648 nt
Organism: Brassica napus (rape)
Lineage: Eukaryota; Viridiplantae; Streptophyta; Magnoliopsida; Brassicales; Brassicaceae
Product: integrin-linked protein kinase 1-like
Exons: 7
Coding region: 35-703 (222 amino acids)
Biological process (GO): protein phosphorylation
Molecular function (GO): ATP binding; protein kinase activity
Source: RefSeq, a predicted model, not a curated record